Hydra vulgaris (swiftwater hydra) is the source of this 3238-nucleotide messenger RNA. RefSeq lists its product as uncharacterized. Lineage: Eukaryota; Metazoa; Cnidaria; Hydrozoa; Anthoathecata; Hydridae. Gene Ontology annotation, molecular function: protein binding. The record is from RefSeq and is a predicted model, not a curated record.
GCAAUAAGCGAGUAAAACAAGCGUGAAUAAAAAAUGAAAAAUAAUGGAAGAUCUUGAUUCAACACAACUUAUUUAUUCUGAAAAAGAACCUUCUGCUGAUUCUCAUGAUAUUAGAACAAAGGUUGGGCAACUGGAGAUUCUUUCUGAAAAAAAAGAAGUUUUCCCUCUUUAUGAAGGUCCAAAUACUAUUGGUAGGGACAAGGCAGCCAACAUCUCUAUUAACCACCAGACUUUGUCAAAGAUUCAUGCAUGCAUACAUGUAAAUGAUGGAAAUUGUUCUAUCCAAGACAAUCAAAGUCAAAAUAAAACAUAUAUUGGAAAGCGUGUACUUUAUCCAUGGCAAUUGUAUCAGUUGUUUGGCAAAGAAAAUAUCAUAACUUUUGGAGAUCUUAAUUGCAAAGUUAUAAUCUCAAGCGAGACUAUAUGCGAUGAUACUGAAUCAUUAACAGCUUCAGAACCAGACUCUGUUUCAAUGAUACCAGAUGAUGAUAUAUCUUUAGAUGCAAUUUUCGAUAGUACAUUUGAUGAUGAAGAAUCAAAAUUUGUUUCCAAAGAUUCAAAUGUCAUAUGCGAGUCCCCACAUGAAGAAUUGGUUAGUAGUUGUAAACUUGUAAGUUGUAUACCAAAUCAAUCGAAUAAUUUUUCAGAGUUAUUUCUGAAAAAAAAUUUCUUAGCUCCAAAAAUUAUGGUUGGCAAAAUAAUUAGUGAGUUUAAUGGCACAUUACCUGUUGGAACUGAUUGUUGCGCAUUACCUAUUAGUCAAGAUGCUUUUACAAAGGUUGCAGAUAAAUUUUCUGAAAUAAAGAAUAAAGAAGAUUUAGGUAUGUUAAAAGGUUCUCAAGAAAUGUUCUCUCAAGAAAUGUGUUCUCAAGAGUUUAAAUAUCCCUUAUCUGUUAAACAUUCUAAAACAUCAGUGUUUUUUGAUUUUUCUAUGGAUUCUCCUACCAGUAGUAUCCAAAAUUGCAAUGAAAAGAAAUCUUUGGAAGAUGAACCUAAAAAAGUUCUUACUAGCCCUUGCCACAAGGAAGAUCUUAAUAACUUUAUAAAUAACUCACUUCCUGGUUCAAGUUUGAUUGCACAAGAUUUAAUCAAACUUCCUGCAUUUUCAAAUCAGAACGAAUUUCAAGAGCAUUCUGUUGAAAGUAAUACCUUGGAUGAUAUGGAUAUGCUGGCAACUCAAGCAUACUGCAUGACGGAAAAUUUUCAUGAUAGUCAAUAUGCAAAUAUUGAAACGCAGACACCAAGUUCUGCCAGUGCAUCUAUGGAGCCAAAUAUUUCAAGUGCUACACAAGAUUUCUGUAUGAUAUCUCAAAAAUAUAUGGAUCAUGUUGAAGUCGAUAAUGAUGAAAACAAAGGAAAUGAGGAUAAUGCUGCAAACAAUGGAGAAGACAAUAGUGUUGCAAGCAAUGAACUUUGCAACUUUGCAAACAUUGAAGAGGGCAAAAGUGUUUCAAAUAACAGAUAUGGUGAUGCAAACAAGGUACUUAGUGAUAGCACAGCAAAUAAGGAAGAUAGUGAUAAUAUAGCAAACAAGGGAGAUAGUGAUAAGGAAGAUAGUAAUAAAGCUGCAUAUGAAAAAGAUUGUAUUAGUGUUAAAACUAACGAAAAUGACAAUAGUGUUGCAAAGGAUUUAAAACAUAAAAAGUAUGUUCACAACCCAAAAAAGAUUCAAACAAGAAAAUCGCUAAAAUCAUAUGUUUGUGUUGCCAAUGAUAAAGAAAAUGACAAUGUAAAAAUGUUAAACAACACAUUAAAAGAUUCCAUUCAAAAUAAAUCACACAUUCAGACUAGAAAAUCUUUAAGAACCAUUUGUAAGAGAAAUGAUUAUUCUGGAUCUACAUUUGAAAGAGUUAGUAAUAAAAACUGUGAAGAUGUAGAACAAAGCAGUAUUGUUGAUCUAUGUACAAAUGAGUUAAACAAAAACAGCAUUGAUUCUGUCCAAUCAGCAGUCGAAAUAUUAGAGAAAGACUUAAACAAUACCAAAUCAAUUUUCAAACUCGCUGGAGAAGAUUUCAAUGAAUUAUCAAAGAAAGUAAAAGAUACUAAAAGAAAAAAAUCUAAAUCAAUUAAUAAAAUUGAACUUAAUAAAAUAAAAACGAAUUAUAAAGAAAAAGAAAAUAUAGAAAAAAUAAAAAAAGAAACAAAUUCGAAUAAAAAUCUUACAAAUAAAUCUAUAGAUUUUACUGAUAUAAACCUUGAAAUGAAAAUUUGUCUGGAAGAAGUUGACGAUAAUAAACCCAAAAACAGAAGGGGAAAAAAGUCAAUAUAUUCUUCUAAAAGGAAUGUAGAAAAAGAACAGCAUCUUAUUUGUGAAGAAAAGAAAACAAUAAAAAAAGAACCAAAUGAAUCACCAAGAGAAUCAUGUUUUACAGAUGUUAUCGAUCUUGGAAAAAACCAAAACCUAAAAUUACUUAAGCAAAAGGAAACAAUCGAGUUUUCUCCACAGGAUAUAAAACCAAUAAUUAAAAGAAAAUUGAUAGAAAAUGACCCUGAAAAGUUUGUAGUUUGUAAAAGAAAAACAAUAGACAAAAGCAAGAGUGAAAACUCUGUUAUAGCAAAAAACUUGUCAUCAAAUAAAGAAAAUUCAUUUAAUAAUUUAUCCUCAAAAAUUGUAAGCAAGCGUCGACUUUCUUCUUCAAAACCUAAAGUUGUGUUUACUGGUGUAACAGACAAAAAUAUUGAAAAGAUUGUGAAAGAACUUGGUGGUGAACUUGUUGAUAAUGUAGGCUCAGCAACUCACCUAGUUACAGAUAAGGUUCGUCGUACAGUUAAAUUUUUAUGUGCUGUAGCAAGAGGCAUACCCAUUGUCAGUUUAGAGUGGUUAAAAGCUGGAAAAACUGCUUCCAUGUUUGUUCCACACCAUCAUCAUUUGUUGAAAGAUAAUGAUGCUGAACGUCAAUACAAUUUUGAUCUUGUAGAAUCUUUAGAAACAGCAGCACAUACUCAUUUGUUUGAAAAUGUGCAAAUUUACGUAACCAGGAAUGUGAAGCCGGAACCAAAAGCUAUAAAAGAGAUGAUUGAAUUUUCUGGUGGCAAGUUUCUUCAUAAAGCUCCUACGAAAUAUAUGGAAAACACAUACAUAGUCUCUUGCAUUGAAGAUCAUAAAGAAAUAUUGAAAUUUGAAAAAUUGAACUAUAGAAUUUUAUCAAAUGAAUUUAUAUUAACUGGGAUAUUACUUCAAAAAUUUUCUCCCGAUCAGUAUUACUUAACUUAGUUGAUUUGAGAUAUCUUUAUAACA